CCCCACCUUUCUGUGGUGCAACGAAUAAAAGUUAGAGAGAGAAACUCAACAAAAAUAUACUAACACCCCCAUUAAAGCUUUUAAAUUUUUCUUAGUCUUUGCUGUUCUUCUUCCCUUCUUGUAGUAGCAUUUUGGGUUUUUGCACUCUUUCUCUCUCUCUUUCUCCUCUCCUCUAUCAAAUCUCAUAUUGAAAGGUCACUUCUUCUGCUCUGAGUUUUCGUCUUUUUCUUGCUAAUCCUCUCUCUUUUGAGGGACAAACAGAGAUAGAGAGCAGUCUUUUCUUGCACCGAUGAGGAUCAGGAAAAGAAAGGUUCCGUUUCCUCUCUCGUCUCUUUCUCCCGUCCCUCUUUCAGAUCCCCACUUGAGCCGUUCUCCUUCAGACCAACUUCAACUACUGCAAAGCAGCCCACAUCAGAAUUUCUCCCCACAAGAUGCUAAAGCUUCCUUCUUUGUUUCCCAGUCGUCUGAUCAACCCAAUUACCCGAUCGGAGCCCAUGAUUGUUCUGAUGGUUCUUGGAAGGAAGAAGAAAAGAAGGUUUUGAUGCAAGAGGGAGAGGAGAAAGGGGGAGAAGGAGAGAAGAGUAAUGAUACGAGGGGAGGAGUUUUCCUGGGUGCAAAAACACCAACUAUGGCUUUUCAACGAUCAACUUCUUUCCACCAAGAUGGGAGAUGGUGUGAGGGUGAGAAAGCAUUUCCAUUCAAAAAGAGAAGAGGGAGCUUCGAAAGGAGAUCAAAGGAAGAAACCUUGGUGGAGAAAGAUAAGAAAAUGAAGACCAAGAUGAACAAGAAAUGCAUGCAAAGAAAUGGCAAUGAAGACGGAGAAGAAGUUGGAGAUAAGGAAACCAAAGAAGGGGUACAUGUUGAUCAUAGACGUAGUUCCAGUACGAAAAAGAGGGUUCGAGGUGGUGCACUUAUGGAGGGAUCGAGGUGCAGUAGAGUCAAUGGGAGAGGAUGGAGGUGUUGCCAACAAACACUUGUGGGAUACUCUCUUUGUGAACAUCACUUGGGCAAAGGAAGGCUGAGAAGCAUGACCAGCGUUAGAAGCAGAUCCAUGGCUAAAACUGCGACAAGUAAGGAGUCGUCCCAGCCAUUAUCGAGCCCUUCAUUGUCACUAGCAGUAGAAGAAACAAAAGGGAUCCCCAUAUCUUUUGGCGAUAAAGUAAUUGGGGCUGUACAUGGAGAUGAAGAACUGAUCAAGAAGCCAUUGAUGAUGGCCAAGAAAAAACAGAAGCUUGGUAUGGUGAAAGCUCGAUCAAUAAGCAGCUUGCUGGGCCAAGCAAAUAAUGCAAUUGAAUUGUCAGAGAAUGACGAGUAGGGCAUGCAGGAGGCCAACCAUGGAGACAGAAACAGAGAGGAUUGAUUAUUUCAUGUUCUUGUGUGAAAAUUUAGAUUGGAGGUUGUAUUGCGCCUUAGUGCAACUAUUGUAAGUUCCCUUUUGCUUUAAGAUUCUAAUGAAGAUCAGUAAAUAGUUGUUUUGGUA
Messenger RNA from Hevea brasiliensis (rubber tree), 1480 nucleotides. RefSeq lists its product as uncharacterized. The coding region runs from base 290 to 1315 and encodes 341 amino acids. NCBI's taxonomy places the organism in Eukaryota, Viridiplantae, Streptophyta, Magnoliopsida, Malpighiales, Euphorbiaceae. The transcript is spliced from 4 exons. The record is from RefSeq and is a predicted model, not a curated record.